GUUGUUGGAAGGAUAGUCUACUGACACUGAGCAAAGACUGCAGACUGCAGUCAGCACUCAGCAGCCUCACACCAACCAGAAAGGUUGGAUGAAGCAUAUUUACUAUCUCAUAAGUGUGUAACCACGCGUCUUGUACGAUGACGGCUAAAAGUAAAGAUGUUGCAUUUAUCAAGGAAUGGAUGGCUAAGGAGCCUUAUCUUCCCAAAGACCUAGAUGACAGCAUGAUAGAGAAAUUCUUGCACAGCUGCUACGGGAGUCUGGAGAAAACCAAAAAGUGCAUUGAUAGAUUUUGUUCCACUCGAAGUCAGAUGCCUGAAUUAUACUCUGGGAGGGAUCCGUUUUCAAAGGAAGUAGAGAACAUUUUCAGUGUGACGCGAGUGUGCGCAUACAAAGCCGGUGAGAAUGAAAUAUUGAUCCAUCACUACGAUGACCCAGACCUGGAGCAGUUCUCCUUCUACGAUAUCCUGAAAACCCUCACCAUACAGGCGGACUAUUGGAUCAGAUUUCACAACGUAUUCCCAGAAGGCCACAUCGUCAUACUGGACAUGUCAUCGUUUUCUUUAAAAAUGAUUCCAAAAGCCAACAUUAUGUUCUUCAGAGAUUUUGUACUAUUUCUUUUGGAAGGUAUGCCCGUACGAGUAAAGAAAGUAUAUGGUGUGAAUGCUCCAUCAUAUUAUGAUAAACUAUAUUCGCUAAUUAAACCAGCACUACCUUCAGAAAUUUGUGAUAUAAUUCACUUUUUCCAUGACUAUGAGAGUCUACACAAGCAUAUCGACAAGAAAUAUUUGCCAGUCGAGUACGGAGGUGACGCUCCCAGCACGAUGUCAGAAAAUGCAGACUGGAUUAAGAAAAUUAGGGAAAAGAGAAAAUUGUUCCUAAAUGACAACCUGUGGAAAGCUGAUCUCAAAAUAAAACCAAAAACUGAUGGGAACGCUAUGAAUGGAUCCUUCAGGGCACUCUCUAUAGAUUAAUUUUAUUAUACUUAUAUUUUUGUUUAGGUAAUAAGUACAUUUAUUUAACUGAACUGGUCAAUUUAUAGUAAUUUUAUUAUUAUAAUACUAAUAAAUGCACAUUGUUUUACAUUGCAGACGGACAUCGGAAUAUUAAAUAAGUGCAAGAGAACUUUUGUUUCAUAAACACAUUUUUAUUAGUUUUAUCAUAACAAAAUGGCACUAACAAUGUGUAUUUAUGACAAAUACCCAUGUAAUAUCGUAUUAAAUAUUAUUUAAGAAAA
Molecule: messenger RNA, 1234 nt
Organism: Colias croceus (clouded yellow)
Lineage: Eukaryota; Metazoa; Arthropoda; Insecta; Lepidoptera; Pieridae
Product: alpha-tocopherol transfer protein-like
Exons: 7
Coding region: 138-971 (277 amino acids)
Cellular component (GO): membrane
Molecular function (GO): phosphatidylinositol bisphosphate binding
Source: RefSeq, a predicted model, not a curated record